Molecule: messenger RNA, 1512 nt
Organism: Caenorhabditis sp. 36 PRJEB53466
Lineage: Eukaryota; Metazoa; Nematoda; Chromadorea; Rhabditida; Rhabditidae
Source: the annotation of a GenBank genome assembly
AUGGCAAACAUUUUGGUCAAGCUCUUACUAUGCGGUGAGUCGGAACUGUGCGAAGCGUAGUCAUUGUCUAUUUUGCAGCAGUUGUGUUCAUUGAUAAACGAUUUGGAUAUGAUCUAUUACCGGACAUUGGCGCUCCGGACUAUAGCUGUGCUGAAGAUUUGAUGAAGAAAAGCGAACAUGUUCCCGGGAAUGUGAACUCUGUACGGCUAGCUGAUAUAAAUGUUGUGAUGACCAUUGGGGACUCUUUGACGGUUACUCCCAACCAAUACUACAUGUCUAGUUACUUGUUCAGGCUGGGAACGGGGCUGGUGCUCUUACACCACUGGGUGUUUUCCUACAGUAUCGUGGGCUAUCAUUCCAAGCUGGUGGCGAUGCAAAUUUAGAGGAACAUAUAACUAUACCAAGUACACUGGCCAUCUCCAAACUUUUAAAACCACUUCUAUACAGAUAUUCUCAAGAAGUACAACCCGGACCUCUUUGGCUACUCGACUGGAAUCGGAGAUGAGCACAAUUACGAUGUAGCUCGACUGAACGUGGCAGUAGCCGGAGCUCUAGCCUCUGAACUUCCGCGUCAAGCAUUCCAUCUUGUGAACUUGUUAAGGCUGAAAAAUGAUGUUUGUUUGCAUUGUGGGAAUCAAAAUGUUGAGUCUAGUGUGAACUUUAUUUCAGAGCGUAAACUUCAACGAGGACUGGAAGCUACUAAACAUUUUUAUUGGGGGAAACGAUCUAUGCAGCUUUUGUACUAAUCCUGUUAGUAAAGCUCGAAAACCAAUCGGAAAUUUUCAGUGUAUUUCAGGAGAGGUCACCCCAAUACGCGUCAGUGUUCAUUGCAGAAGCUAUUCAAAUAAUUUAUGACAAUGUUCCCAGAGUAAUCGUCUCUCUAACUAAUGUUUUCCACUUGGAAAUUCUGAGAGAAACUGAUCGUGGCAGAUAUUUUUGCUCGGCACUUCAUAAGUUUGUUCUCUCUCGAAUUCUCGACACUUCUCAUUAGUUCUUUCAGAUUUCAAUGUCCCUGUGUCAGUGAUCUUUUCGUGAACAAGUCUGUUCUUGCCAAUGCAGUCAAUGAAUACAACUAUUAUGAAAUGCAAAUGCAAACUAGUGGACGGUUCGAGAAAGAUGAUUUCACUCUUGUUGUUCAACCAUUUCUAAGCAACACUACCGAACCAUCGAGAAUCGUUUGAAGUUCACAUCCCUAUUCAUUUUUUAGUUCUCUUUUUCAGAACGGUGAAUUCAACAAAGAGUUUUUCGCUCCUGAUUGCUUCCACUUCUCUCAAUGGGGUCAUGCUCUGAUAGCCAGCCAUUUAUGGAGUAAUAUCAUAGAGCCAGUUGGUUAUAAAUCUACAACAGUCAACUUGACCAUUCCGGCUUUACCAUUAUCUUGUCCAGAAAAGGUCUCUAUCCUUCACGCUCCUCCUUUCUACUAUUUCGUAAACAUUUCAGAACUGUCCGUUCUUCCGAACUCCUAAAAACAGCGUCGACUGCUCCGAAUACUUCACCGCUCCAGCAUCCUGA